Fukomys damarensis (Damara mole-rat) is the source of this 652-nucleotide messenger RNA. It is a transcript of the gene Dmac1, whose product is annotated as distal membrane arm assembly complex 1. Bases 1 to 564 code for a protein of 187 amino acids. Lineage: Eukaryota; Metazoa; Chordata; Mammalia; Rodentia; Bathyergidae. The record is from RefSeq and is a predicted model, not a curated record. The transcript has 3 exons.
AUGGCCAUGGAAAGAGAGAAGGGAGCAGGCUCGGGUUCCACUAUCCCUUCCAAAAACAAGCCUUUCUGUGCAGUGAUUGGAAGACCUUCAAGCAAAAACUACAUUUCCCAGAAGUCUUCGGGCUUCUUCCGACGAAAUGCCCUGGCGCGCUGCUUUCCGGCUGUUUUUACGUUAGAUCGAAAAAACGGCUUUUACGGCUGGGCCGACAUCCACAACAUGGGUUCUACGUGGACAGGGACCCUUGAAAAUACAGAUCCCGUCAAGAUCCCUGUGCCUCGUGAAGUCGCCCCUCCCGCCAACCCCACGACCACAGAUGCUUCGGAAGUGCAGACCACUCCGGCGCAAACUCCGUUAUUUAAAAACUGCUGGAGCUGUCGCCUGAUGUCCGGGUCUGGGCUCAUAGCGGCGGGCGCCUAUGUGUACUUAGUGUCGCGGAGGCCCUUGAAGCUGGGAUUCGCCCCGGGCCCGGGGACUCUAGCCAAAAUGACCUUCGGCAUCAGCAUUGCCUGUUGGGGUGUAGUUAUCCUGAUAGACCCCAAAGGAAAGGCCUACCGUGUUGCUUGAAGUACCACCAGUGAAUUCAUGUCCUGUGCCUGGCCCACUGACAUACAGAUCAAGCAUGAGGUUUAUGGAUGUUCUGAACAGACAGAGA